Saccoglossus kowalevskii is the source of this 3091-nucleotide messenger RNA. RefSeq names its product lethal(3)malignant brain tumor-like protein 4. NCBI's taxonomy places the organism in Eukaryota, Metazoa, Hemichordata, Enteropneusta, Harrimaniidae. Gene Ontology annotation, biological process: negative regulation of DNA-templated transcription. Gene Ontology annotation, cellular component: nucleus. Gene Ontology annotation, molecular function: histone binding; chromatin binding; zinc ion binding. The record is from RefSeq and is a predicted model, not a curated record.
GCAGCGCUGACUCGUGACUGUAAUGGCGCUUGUGAUCUGCUGAAAACGACUCAUUGAAACAGUACAUAGUAUUACCAUGGCAACCACUGUUCCUGAACAGUCUCCAUCAUUGGAUAACCCCCCAGCUAAGAAAAUAAAAAUGGAAGUGACAAAUGAGAUAAAUAGUAAUGAAUUACCAAACAAGCAGACAGAAGAAACUCCUAAAGUGGUUUCAAAUGGUGACACGUCUCCAAAGGAAGUGGUAGAAAAGGCAUCCUCUGUGGUUGAUAAACCUGUUGAAGAAAAAAAAGUUGUUGAGAACAACAUACCAAAAGAAAGUACAGCAUCUCCUGAAACAGUUGCUAUAGUGACAAACGGGGAAAGCAAAGAAGAAAAUAAAACUGACAUUGAACCUGUUGAGAAACUGGAAACAAAGGAAACUAAAGAAGAUGGAGAUGAGAAAAAUAAUGAAGCAAAGAUGGAUAAUAAUUUGGAGAAAAAAGAUAAUUUGGAGAAGAUAGACAAUUUAGAGAAAAAAGAAAAUUUAGAAGAGGAUAAUUUAGAGAAAAAAGACAGCUUAGAGACAACAGAUAGUUUAGAGAAAGAUGGUGAUGCUGAGAAUAGCGAGGAGUCAUUUGAUCCAAUUGCAAUGAUGGAAUGGAAAGAUGGAAUUGCUACACUUCCUGGAAGCAACUUACAGUUCAAAAUGAAUGAGUUCGGUGUUUUGGAGAUCGUCAGCACUGUUGAAACCGAGAAUGGUGGUGAGUCUGUGAUGACAGUUGGAGACAAGAGCAAAACAUUACCGCCCACAUCAUCACCGCCGCCACCAACACCAUCAGAAGACCCAACACCACAGUCACAGCUGCUGACCACUACUAGCCAACCAAUGACAAUCAGUAUGCCAGCCACGCCCACAUCUUCUACUACACAUAUUGUAUCAACAACGCAGUCGAAAACUACUUUUAUUAUUAAAUCUGGUGAUGAGCGUAUCUGUUGUUGUGAGCAGUGUGGUCGGUAUGGAUUAGCUUCUGAAUUCUGUAAAUCUGGUCGAUUCUGCAGUCAGUCAUGCGUGGGAGCAUUUGCUAACAAACAAGGUAUUGUAAAGAAAGGAACUGAGAAGAAACCUAUUCAUAUCAUACAGUUGAAGAAAGCUAAGAAAAGAAAAAUAGGACAAAAAGGAGAAGACGAGGAACGUCAUGGUGAUUUAAAAUUAAAGAUCCGUGUCAGUCGAGAUGGAAAAGACGAGGACUACAGAAUAGGAAGCGAUAAAGUACCAACAAAAUACACUAAAAAAAAAGGAUUUUCCUGGUCAACUUACAUAGAACAAGAGAAAGCCAUUAUUGCUCCCACCAAACUCUUUAAAGAGGUAAGUCCAUUUCCCUGCAGUAAAAAUGGUUUCAAACAAGGUAUGAAGCUAGAGGGGAUAGAUCCCAAACAUCCGUCCAUGUUCUGUGUACUAAGUGUAGCUGAAACACGUGGUUAUCGUGUGCGGUUACACUUCGAUGGCUACUCAGAGUGCUAUGACUUCUGGGUAAACGCUGACUCUCCGGACAUUCGGUUUACAAGUGAGACGUUCAACUGGGGAAGUUAUCUGAAAUUGUCUAAAGCCCAAGCUGCUCCGAAACAUGUAUUCAGAAAUACUAAGUUUGACUCUGUCACACCACAUGGUUUUCGAAAAGGAAUGAAAUUGGAAGCUGUUGAUCAAAAGAAUCCAAUGUUGAUAUGUGUUGCCACCAUUGCAGAUGUCAUGGAUAAUCGUUUUCUUGUACACUUUGAUGCUUGGGAUGAUUCGUACGACUACUGGGCUGAUCCAUCCUCCCCUUAUUUACAUCCAGUGGGGUGGUGUCAGGAAAACGGAAAAGUUUUAACACCUCCCAAUGAUCAUCCAGAUCCAGAGAAUUUCUCGUGGAUGGACUACUUGAAUAAAACUAAAUCUGUUCAAGUUCCUGCCAGAGCGUUUAAGCCGAGACAACCAGCUGGCUUUCAAGUUGGUAUGCGAUUGGAAACCGUAGAUAAACGUAAUCCUACUUUAAUUCGUGUAGCGACAAUUACCGAGGUGGACAACCUACGUAUGCGACUACACUUUGAUGGAUGGUCAGAUGAGUAUGACUAUUAUGUUGAUGAUGAUAGUUGUGAUAUCCAUCCCCCUACUUGGUGUGUGAAAACAGGACAUCCUUUGCAACCUCCAAUCAAUCCAGUUGACUUACUUGUAACACCGGGCCAAUCUGGUUGUCCUACGCCAGGAUGUAAAGGUAUUGGCCAUAUUAAAGGUGCUAAGUAUACAGGACAUCAUAGUGCUUUCGGUUGCCCCUACUCACAAUGCAAUAUGAACAAAGACUCGGCAUUGCCCGACAGACUGGGAGGUAAUCCUAAAAACGCUGCAGCAGCAGCAGCAGUGGCGGCGGCAGCAGCUGCUAACGAAAACUUAGCAGAUAAAAAACCAAUAUUCCUACCAAUACCCCAGUCACCUGAACUCAAGAAAUGUCCAACACCAGGUUGUGAUGGAUCAGGUCAUGUGACUGGUAAAUAUACAGCGCACCAUAGAGUGUCAGGAUGCCCUCUCGCGGAGAAAAACAUGAGUAAAAUAAAAUUAAAUUUCACAGAAAAUGACGAACCCACUUUAUUUUUUAACACGCAAAGUAUCGCCCUAGGAAGAGGACGAAGACCGAAAUUUAAAAUUAGACACCACAGAGAUAAAAUGAUGAGAUCUUCAGAUGGAAAAAUACACCAUGAACAUCAGUCAAAAGACGGGUCUCCAAGCAAUCUACACAAUCAACUUCACCAAUCUGUAUUUAUGUCUGCAAUGACUCCCUAUCCUGCUAAAGAUUUACCACUUUGUUGGGAACAGCAUUCUAAACUGUUACCUGGGGUGUCUGAUAUAACAGCCAGUGAAGUCUCUAAGUGGUCUACGGAUCAAGUGUCAGAGUUUGUGAAAAAAUUACCAGGAUGUGAAGAACAUGCACAGAAGUUUGCAGAAGAGCAAAUCGACGGUGAAGCAUUCUUACUACUGACCCAGACAGAUAUUGUGAAGAUAAUGAGUAUCAAACUUGGACCUGCGUUAAAAAUUUACAACGCCAUACUUAUAUUAAAAAGCUCCGAUGACACAGUAUGA